CUGUCCAACAGGUUUGUGAUGUGACCUCUCUCUAAGCAAACGGCAUACACUUUGUGGCCGGACGGUUUCAACAGAAAAAUCAGCAAUAAGAAGUUCAGUUGGAAGAAAUAUUGGUGCCUCCAUGUUUCUGAAAAUCAAGAAGGAUAUGUGGUGUUUUUUUCCUGGAAAGCUUUGACAGACCAACCAAGUAAAGAGGCAACAACGUUGGACAGGUUCAUCCUCUACAGCAGUGUUGGAAUAAUUCCCCAGACGUCCUUCCUUGUUAUUUUCCGUGUUGUUUUUUGCUUCAAUGGCAGCCUCUUCAGCUGCGUGGAUUGCCUUGCUAUCCCUGCUGCAGCUGGCCAACGGCUCUGUCACCUACAGGCACGCUCCAGGAGACCCAGUGUUAGUGGAUGAACAGUCAGCGACCUCCUUCCUGUCCCGUUCGCUGCUCUAUAACAGUUGGGACUUGGAGCUGGUGGUGACUGACAACCUGGAGAGGGAGUGCGUGGAAGAGAUGUGCAGCUAUGAGGAGGCCAGAGAGGUGUUUGAGGACGACUCUAUGGCGCAAGCAUUUUGGAAGGACUACAAGCAAGAGUAUGCACCCAGAGUGGAUGUGUCAGGGCUGGUGGCAGGGAUUCUGGCUGUCCUGCUGUCUGCUGCUAUUGUCACUGUGCUGGGAAUCUACUGCUACAAAGCCAAGAACAAGAGUGGACAGAGAGCUCCAGUGAGAAUGGCAGCAGAUGGGUGUCCAGCCCCAGAGAUGGUGCCCCUAGCUGGGAUUACCGCCCCAGGUCUACCUAGCUACAAUGAGGCUCUGACCCGCAGUGGACAGCACGAUGCUCCGCCACCUCCAUAUUCAGGGGGUGCGCCAUCGGAGAGUGCUGAUCCAGGAGACAACGAAUGAGAGGGCUGGCAGAGCCUCUUCAUUAUGCUUGAUGGGCACUGGUGGUUUGAGUGAACUUUGAAAUAUUGAAUUAUUUUUUGAUAUACUGUAUUUAUGAGUGAAGUUGGGACACAAUCCCAGAAUGCACACUGCUGACAGUAUGAUCUGCGUAUUACUGUCCAUAACUGAUGGUUGAGGGUGGGUAUCGUGUUUGUGGCUGCACUGUUCACACAACAAUAGACAAUCCAUUCCUUCUACAUGUUUUAUACAAUAAAUCGCAUACGAUUA
Dicentrarchus labrax (European seabass) is the source of this 1153-nucleotide messenger RNA. It is a transcript of the gene prrg2, whose product is annotated as proline rich Gla (G-carboxyglutamic acid) 2. NCBI's taxonomy places the organism in Eukaryota, Metazoa, Chordata, Actinopteri, Moronidae. Bases 290 to 886 code for a protein of 198 amino acids. The record is from RefSeq and is a predicted model, not a curated record. Gene Ontology annotation, molecular function: calcium ion binding. Gene Ontology annotation, cellular component: extracellular region. The transcript is spliced from 6 exons.